AUGAAGCAGAAGGACAUCAGGCCGGCGCCGUCGCUCAUCGAGUACAAGAGCAUGCGCUUCCUCAUCACGGACCGACCAUCUGACGUCACCAUCCAGUCUUAUUUGCAGGAGUUGAGGAAGCACAAUGUUUGCACUGUGGUUCGCGUCUGCGAGCCCAGCUAUGACACCGCGCCGCUCAAAGCCGAGAGCAUCGAGGUUAGGGACCUGGCUUACGACGACGGCACUUUCCCGCCAACCAACGUGGUCGACGACUGGUUCGAGAUCUUAAGAGACAAGGCUCAGAACAAACCGGACGCUGCAGUGGCAGUGCACUGCGUCGCAGGACUCGGUCGUGCGCCAGUCAUGGUCGCCAUCGCACUUAUCGAGCUCGGCAUGAAGUACGAAGAAGCGGUCGAGACUAUCAGAGACCAACGCCGCGGCGCCAUCAACUCGAAGCAACUCUCGUACCUCGAGAAGUACCGGCCCAAGUCGCGCCUCAAGAAGAACGGCCACAAGAACUCUUGCUGCGUGCAGUGA
Leptosia nina is the source of this 516-nucleotide messenger RNA. The record is from the annotation of a GenBank genome assembly. Lineage: Eukaryota; Metazoa; Arthropoda; Insecta; Lepidoptera; Pieridae.